CAGAGAUAAUAAAAUAUCUUUCAAAUUAUCCUCGUGAAAAUACGCCAUCGAUUGAAACUUACGCAUUUUCGUAUCUAUAUAUUGAAUUUGACGGAAUGAUUAUUUCCAGUAUAACAAAAAAGAAGGAACUUUUCAUAGUCAAUUUCUUCUUCAGUGGACAAAAUCAUGUCUCAGUAUACAUUAGAAGAGAUUAAGCAAUACAAUGGUCAACAUGGGUGCCGAACGUGUAUAGUAAUUCAUGACCUCGUUUACGAUGUUACUGAAUAUUUGAAAGAUCAUCCUGGUGGUGGUGAACUGAUAUCAGAUGUAGCUGGACGUGAUUGUACAAAAGAAUUCGAUGAAUUUGGUCAUUCAAACGAUGCCAAACAAACAUUACAAAAAUUCAAAAUUGGUGAACUUGUAGAGGAAAACAAAAUUACAAAAUCAAAUAAAAGUGAAAGUCUUGCAGUAAAAAAAAGACGACGAAAAUGUCGGUUCUUCUUCUGUGCUUGAAUAUUUUUGGUCUAAACUAGCAGACUAGCAGCAUUUUAACAUUAUUAUGCAAAAUUAAUUAGUUUUAUUGUUGAACUCACGAAAUAAAGUAAGAAAAUCAAUAUAAGGUA
Contarinia nasturtii (swede midge) is the source of this 602-nucleotide messenger RNA. Its product is annotated as cytochrome b5-like. Lineage: Eukaryota; Metazoa; Arthropoda; Insecta; Diptera; Cecidomyiidae. Gene Ontology annotation, cellular component: intracellular membrane-bounded organelle; membrane. Bases 166 to 492 code for a protein of 108 amino acids. Gene Ontology annotation, molecular function: heme binding. The transcript is spliced from 3 exons. The record is from RefSeq and is a predicted model, not a curated record.